CAUGGCGGCCCCCAACAUCACUUUAUCUCGGCCUGUAGUGUUGCUACAAUGCUAGCCUUGAAGUUUAAAUGACCGGCAAAAACAUUUAUACACAUAACAUAAAUUCUACGAAAAACCAUCGGACCUGAGAUGAGGACCUAUGACGGUGGAAACUGUUCAGUUGGAAUAUAGGACUAGAAUCUUUUCGUUGUUCUGCCCAUGAUCUUUUCUUAAUUGUCAAGCUAUAUAAUCCUGAAUCUAUGUCCGCUGAAAAAUGGCUGCGAGAAAUCAUGAACAGGAAAACUGUACGAACUCCCCAACGCACAUGAAGCAGGACCACAUGAGGAGUGCCAUAGAGACAGUCCUUGGCAAGACAGAGCAGAGCUAUGAGGAAUUCAUGAGCUGCUUCAUAGGACUCAAAAAAGAGGAUGUCAUGGAGCACCAGGCUUGUCAGCUCCACAAAAUGCUGAGAGAACAGGACGGUGAGCCAGCAGGAGGUCAGAGGUCACAUAGGACAGAAGAACAUAAAGAUCCAAAAGCGUCAAGAGCUGACAGUGAACAGGGCGACAUUGAAAUGGAGGAGCUAGAUGAGGGACAUUAUGCUCCAACACGCCAAAUAACAGAUUUGACCACGGGACCAAGAUUUGUUCAGAUGGACAAUUUUGUUGAAGAUGCUGAGCUCUCUGAAGAGGAGCCAGGAGCAGACGAUGAUGACGCAGAUUUUGCAUCCUGUCAAUAUGAGUCGUCAUUUAAAAUCGUCGACAGCUCAAGUGCCUCACCCUUGAAGCUCACCGGAGACCUCGUCAGGAGGAUAGGAGGAGCCGACGAUGGAGAAGAUGACAAACUUGAGAUAUCACAAGGUCAACUGGAAGUCAUCGGAGGAGGAGGAUGUGAGAUGCGGACUCUUCCCGGAGAGGCAGAAGAGCAGGAGGAGGUUGGAGUCUCAUCCCUGUCAAACGAUGCAGUUCAUCAGACAGAACUCGACAUGUCAACCAGGAGAAGUCCAGAAGCUGUAACCCCAGGAGACAGCCCGCCAUCAGAGAUGGGAUUAGAGAUCUCCAGUGAUGAAGUGCAGCCCUUUUCACUGGAUACAGACUUCGACUACGAUAACGUCUCACUCACACCAAAGUGGGAUUCGAACCAUGGACCGCCAGGAUGGAAGCCUGGUCUCUGACCUAUACUGGAAUACUUGUUCCUGAAUGACCCUCAUGCUAAAUAAGUGCAGUAUGCGUAUCGAUGUACUAUUGAACAGACUUCAAAGUUGGAUUCGAUGUACAAAAUGAAGGUACAGAUGCAAGUUGGGUUCGAACCAUGGACCAAGAAGAUGGAAGCUUGGUCACCGAUCACAACUGACACACCUGUUGUUUAACAGCGUAUGCAUGUGGAUUUUCAAUGGAGCCAAGUUGGUUUCUAACCUUUGACCUUUCAAGAUGGAAGCUUUGCCAGAAACUGUUGCUUUGAUUUUUAAACUGUGGGGCCUGCCCCCAACACCCUUAGCAGGUCCUGUAAUGGGGUGGGGCUUCAUGAAUUGGUCUAUAAAUGGUUGAUGCCUGAUGGUCUCACAACUGGCCCCUCCACUUUGAAAAACGUUCCACCGUUGUUGCUUAGUAGGGUCAGGGAGGGUGGAAUCCAGCACCCACACCUGGUCCCCUGUGAUUGUCUCGAGUGUAUCUCUUUGUUUCAUAUAUGUAGCACCAUAAGUUUACACUUAGAUGAGAACCCAUGAUUGGAAGAGAGGCUGACCUGGCACGCACUGACUACAUGCACUUGAGUGGAUGUUUAAAAACUGGUUAGCAACUUACAUUUGCGUAGGGGUCAUUCCAUGAGGUUGGGGCACAAGUUGUGACGGUGUCAAUUGGAUUUCAUAAAAAGGAACAGUUAUUCCCCGCAUGUGGAUUCCAAAUAAGCCAUUUGCGACUUAAAUUUGAAUAAAAUCUGGUACACUGAGUUCUUU
Molecule: messenger RNA, 1933 nt
Organism: Acanthaster planci (crown-of-thorns starfish)
Lineage: Eukaryota; Metazoa; Echinodermata; Asteroidea; Valvatida; Acanthasteridae
Biological process (GO): acrosome reaction; spermatogenesis
Cellular component (GO): 9+0 non-motile cilium; cytosol
Molecular function (GO): intraciliary transport particle A binding
Source: RefSeq, a predicted model, not a curated record